Molecule: messenger RNA, 1187 nt
Organism: Cryptotermes secundus
Lineage: Eukaryota; Metazoa; Arthropoda; Insecta; Blattodea; Kalotermitidae
Product: tetratricopeptide repeat protein 12-like
Exons: 5
Coding region: 476-1141 (221 amino acids)
Molecular function (GO): protein binding
Source: RefSeq, a predicted model, not a curated record
AAAUCCAAUGACCUCAUCAGGAAUCGAACCCACGACCUUCGAACUUGUAGAAUAGUGCCUCAACCACCUAUGCUGCCGCGUGGAUAACUUCCAAUAUUCUGUGCAAAAUAUCGGAAGCACUUUGGAAUUGACUGGUUCCAUUAUAAAGUAUUAUAAAUAUUCAGUGAAAACAUAAAUAAAUCACUGAAAUAAUCCCAUUAAGUCUCUGGAGGUAUAUCAUAUAAAUUGUACAGUUUUAUUAUGCAAGUAAUAAUUAUAGUCUAGACUUUCUAUUUUUGCUUCACUUGAUUCGACAUAUUCUGAAUCUAAACUACUGUAUUAAAUUAGAUGCACCAUUUUUACUACACUGGAUCAAUAAUCUCCUUGUGGGGUUAAAUUUCUUUUCAAAGUACAUGUUGCCAUGGUAACAGUAAAACUCCCACAAUAAACACUCUUAUAUACACAGAAGCAACUGGAACAUAUCUCAUUACCUGAUAUGGAUGAGGAAUAUAAUAAUUUUCUACAGAAGGUUGAAGAAGUUACUUCCAUUUUGAAUAGCAUGAAGUCCAAUGAUCCUACUGUGGUUGCAAAUGCUACACAGAGAGCUGACUUGUUUCUUCAGAACACAGAAAGAAAGGUCACAUUUAAUGCUGAUGGACUUCGAGUCAAAACAAACAAAACAAUUAUAAACAAGAAAGCCUUUGAAAGUAAUCCAAGGCAAAACGAUGCAAUGUCAUCUGAAGCAUUCAUGGCUUACGUAGAGAAAGAUGCAGCAGCAAGAGCAGCUGAAAAAAAAGAAAGAAAGGCAACUGCUGAUGGCUACAUGAAAAAGGCCAAUGAAGCCUUCAGAGCUAGAGAUUAUGAAAGGGCACUGGACCUCUACAAUAAGGCAACUGAACAAGUCAAGGACUGCUGCCUACUUUAUACAAACCGAGCUUUGACUUACCUCAACUUGAAUCUUUACUCGCGUGCUAUUUCUGAUUGUGAAUGGGCACAUAAAUUAAAUGAAAACAAUUUAAAAGCCUGGCUGUACAAAGCUCGAGCUUAUCAUGAAAUGGGAGAUGAAAAGAAAACUGCUGAUUGUCUCAAAGAAGCAGAGUCACGGAAUCCUGACAGCAAAGCACAGAUUGAAGCAUAUAUAUGCCUUUGGAAGACUGAGUAACGGAACAAGUAUACAUCAAAUCAUUAAACUACAAAUUAAACAAAAU